AUGACCAACACAUUGGCCGAGUUACUAGUCACAUAUUCUAAUCAAAGCACAGAGAUUGCAGACUAUGUUUGUACAAAUAUUGGUGGUCUAAAGGAUCUAUAUUGCGGGGAAUUCCCAAUAAAACAUUCCCGGUAAGUUGCAUUAGAUUGCAUUUACUCUCCCAGAGAUUUCACAGCCUUGUUUUAGAUCCGUAGAAUGGUUUGUUUGGAUUUCAUUCAGCUCUUUGAUAUCCGUCGCUCUGAUUGGGAAUGCCAGUGUAAUGUGGAUCAUUAUCAACAACAAAGCGAUGCAUUACUCGUUUAAUUAUUUUUUGUUCAACAUGGCCGUUGCAGAUUUUUUGAUGGCUCUUUUGAACACAGGGACCACCUGGACCUUCAACUUUUAUUAUGAUUGGUGGUACGGGAGCUUCUGUCAUUUUAACAACUUUUUUGGAGUCGCCCCGACUUGUAUCUCCGUUUUCACAAUGAUGAUUGUCAGUCAUGAUCGGUAAGUUUUCUUCUGAAAUCACUACAUUUCAUCUUUUUACAGGGGAAGUAUUGCAUGUGCGACGAUCACAUUUUGAUGAAACUUGGCACAAGUUUAGAAUAUUUUUUUAAUUUGCGAGAAUACUAGCUCGCGCUUUGCAGAAACACUGACAUUUUUAUCGAACAUUUGAGGCUUUUCGCCGAAUUUCGUUGUUAGUCUAUGCCCGACAUGUGUGCAAAAGUUAAAGAAAACCUGAGCGUCGCACUUGCGGUACUUCUCUCGUUAAUAACACAUUCGUUUUUACAAGGAAAGUACUUUUAUGGGGGCUCCUACUUUUUGACGGGACAUAUCUCAAAAAAUCAGAAAAAAUGUGCUGACCAAGGAUAUAUAAAUCUUAGCUGCCCAUUUUAGGUUUUUAGGGGUGAAAACUCAAUCGGAAGGUGGCUUAAAGUCCUAUAUAUGAACCCAUUUUCGCUUAAUUUUUCACAGGUUUACAAUUUUUAUUUUGGCUUAAAAUGAUGUUUAUUGAGUUUCUAAGACGUAAUAAAUCAGUCUUGGCCCAAAAAUUUAUUUUUCCGACCUUCAACUUCAAAAAAAGUUGAUUCAGCCCAAAAGGGAAAUCGAACCCGUGCGGCGUCCUCCCUCUUGAUUCCCAGACUACGGCACUAGCCACUCGGCCACACCGCUCUCUUCCGAAGGAGGAGACCGACUGCGCUUUUUAUCGUUUCGAAUGUCUGCCCCUUUUGUAGGGAAAUAAGCCUGUUUUUGGGCAUUUUCACCCCUAAAAACCUAAAAUGGGCAGCUAAGAUUUAUAUAUCCUUGAUCAGCACAUUUUUUCUGAUUUUUUGAGAUAUGUCCCGUCAAAAAGUAGGAGCCCCAUAAAAGUACUUUCCUUGUUAGAUGUACUGCAAUUGUUGAUCCACUGGGAAAAUUCGCGAUGAGUAGGAGACGAACUCUAAGUUUAAUCGUCGCAAUUUGGCUGGCUGCUGCUUUGGUCAGUCUACCGAAUGUGUUGGCGUCAAGGGUUGAGACCAGAUAUUACUACUCAAAGAUGAGCAAAAGUUUAACCACCACUUAUCUCUGUAAAAAUGAAUACGAUUACAAGUUCGUAUACGAUGACGCUUUGUUCGUGGUGCAAUAUGCAAUACCUUUGCUGGUUCUCACGUACACUUUUGCAAGGAUUCUGUUUGCUUUGAGGAGAAACAACUUCCCAUCUUCAUCCAGAAUCUCUCAGCCACGGAAUUUAGAGCGAGACAAACGAAAGGUACGGGCAGCAUUAUUCAUGGAUGAGACUACUUACAUUCAUGUUUCAGAUUGUAAAAAUGUUGGCUUUGGUGGUGAUCAUCUUCAUGGUCUGUUGGUUGCCGUAUCAAUUAUAUCACAUGUUUCCCGAGUUCUUCAUGGGCAAAGAUGACACAAACUUCGGGACUUACCGUUAUCUCUUCUUCUAUUGGCUCGCGAUGAGUGCUUGUAUGUAUAACCCAAUUAUUUAUUGCGUUUUCAGUGCCCGGUAAGACCUUUGUUUAGACACUUUUAAUGUCUUCAAAUGUAAUCAAUCCUCUUUCAGAUUUCGUGUCGGAUUUGUCUACCUCUUCAGAUGGCUGCCUUUCAUUGACUUCGACGCUUCUUCUGAUCAAUAUCCACCAUCUGAAUUUUCAAGAACCAAGGCCCAAUCGAUUCGGGUUCACAACAAAACGUCCAACUGUUCAGCCGCAUCUCCCUUGACCAAGAGCUCAACUCCUCCGCCAACUUUCUUCACUGAUCCCUGA
This is a messenger RNA of Bursaphelenchus xylophilus (pine wood nematode), 2234 nucleotides long. The record is from the annotation of a GenBank genome assembly. Lineage: Eukaryota; Metazoa; Nematoda; Chromadorea; Rhabditida; Aphelenchoididae.